Arabis nemorensis is the source of this 837-nucleotide messenger RNA. Lineage: Eukaryota; Viridiplantae; Streptophyta; Magnoliopsida; Brassicales; Brassicaceae. The record is from the annotation of a GenBank genome assembly.
AUGCCCCAAAACCAACCUAUGCUCCACCCAGUGCAAUCCCGCGAUACCCUUUUUUUUUGUGCCGGCUCUAGCUCCGCCUCCACCCCCAGUGCCGGCUCUAGCUCCGCCUCCACCCCCAGUGCCGGCUCUACCUCCGCCUCUACCCCCAGUGCCGGCUCUACUCCGCCUCCACCCCCAGUGCCGGCUCUACCUCCGCCUCCACCCCCAGUGCCGGCUCUACCUCCGCCUCCACCUACAAGGCCGGCUCUAGCUCCGCCUCCACCCACAGUGCCAGCUCUAGCUCCGCCUCGACCCCCAGUGCCGGCUGUAGCUCCGCCUCCACCCACAAGGCCGGCUCUAGCUCCACCUCCGGUCUACAAAAAGUCUCCAAGCUAUUUUCCUCCACCUCCAUAUGUCCCAAAACCAACCUACAGUACUCCACCUACCAAGCCAUACGUCCCAGAGAUCCUUAAAGCCGUUGAUGGCAUCAUCCUUUGCAAAAACGGCUACGAAACCUACCCAAUUCUAAGAGCAAAGAUAAAGAUCGAGUGCACUGAGCCAGCAUCAUACGGAAAGAGCCAGAAGGUAGUUGUGAUCUACAGCAAUCCAACUGACUAUAGAGGAUACUUCCUCGUGUCGUUGACCAACAUCAAGGACAUAUCUCUGUGCCGAGUCAAGCUCUACACAUCUUCACUCGAGACUUGCAAGAACCCGACCAAUGUCAACAAGGGUCUCAUCGGAGUUCCCUUGUCGUUGUACGGAUACCGUUACCACUCCGACAAGCACUUGAACGUCUUUAGCGUCGGACCUUUCUACUUCACCGGUCCAAAGGCUGUUCCCACCCCUUCCAAAUACUAA